Messenger RNA from Gasterosteus aculeatus aculeatus (three-spined stickleback), 1752 nucleotides. NCBI's taxonomy places the organism in Eukaryota, Metazoa, Chordata, Actinopteri, Perciformes, Gasterosteidae. The record is from RefSeq and is a predicted model, not a curated record.
CACAGACACACACACACAGACACACACACACGAUGGAGAAGGAGCUGCUGGUUUUUGGAGCGUUGCUGCUGCUUCUCACAGGAAGCGACGCACAGCCGGAUGUCUGCGGCUUGGCACCGCGCAACAACCGCAUCGUGGGCGGGGAGAACGCGCCCGCCGGCUCCUGGCCGUGGCAGGUCAGCCUGCACCAGUCCUUCGGACACUUCUGUGGCGGCUCGCUGAUCAACAGCCAAUGGGUGCUGAGCGCCGCCCACUGCUUCUCCAGCACCAGUCCUUCCGGUCUCACCGUGUACCUCGGCCGGGACAGCCAGCAGCUGUUCAACCUCAACGAGGUGUCCCGCUCCGUCUCUCAGGUCAUCAGACAUCCGGGCUACAGCUCGCAGACCAACGACAACGACAUCGCGCUCUUGCGCCUGUCCUCGCCUGUGACCUUCACCGACUACAUCCAGCCGGUGUGCCUCGCGGCAGAGGGGAGCGAGUUCUCGGCCGGGACGUCCUGCUGGGUCACCGGGUGGGGAACCGUCGGGUCAGACGUUCCUCUCCCGUUGCCUCAGCGUCUUCAGGAGGUUCAAGUCCCCGUUGUGUCCAACAGUCGCUGCAACGCCGCCUACGGAUCCAUAACCAGCAACAUGGUCUGUGCCGGAGCCGACGCCGGGGGGCGGGACUCCUGUCAGGGAGACUCGGGCGGCCCGCUGGUGAGUAAAAACGGAUCCAGGUGGGUCCAGGCCGGCGUGGUGAGCUUCCGGGAUCAGUGCGCGCUGGCAGGGUUCCCCGGGGUCUACGCGCGCGUGUCCCAGUACCAGACCUGGAUCAACAGCCAGACCGGAACCAACCAGACGGGCUUCGUGGUCUUCAUGGGGAACGGGACCACAUCCGGGACCCCCGCCGCCGCCUCCCUGUCGGUGGCGCUGCUGCUGUCGCUGCUGCCGGUCCUGUUCUCGCUGGUGGUGCUGGACUAGUGACGGCCCAGACUGACAUGACUAGAAAUCUGAUCAAUGGGAUUAUUGGAUUCUUUUCUAUUUAAAACUACUUUUAAAAAAUGAUUUAUCUCAAUAAACAGCAAUCAUAUGUAUAUAUAAUAUCCUUCAUUGUGAUUUUAUAAAGGACGUAUUAGCAGAAGCAAAUUGAUAAGCACUAACCUAAUUGUAGAAGUCAUGAACCUGUGAUGAAGAGUAACGGUAACGAUUUAUGUUUUUAAUGACAUUAUUACCUCUUUAUUCAUUAUUGAUUAUCGUGUACUGUAUCUCUUUUUAAUCAUAAAUACAUGAAGUACAAAUGAUGUUUACAAGUAUUAACAGUAAGGAUUUGUUUGUCUUGAAUGUAACGCUACACAUUCCAACUUAAAUGUACAUUCAAUAUUUGAAAUACAUUAAAAAAUAUCUUCUGAACCAGCAGAAUUCUUUGUGAAGGUGUAAUGAGAGUAGAAAGUAAAGGAGCGGUUCAGAUACGCGUGUGGGGACCCCUGCUGUGCCGGCAGCAGCCCCCCAGUGGGAUUUAGGUUGUUGGGCUGCGUUUGGUGGUUGGAGGCUCCCUGAGAUGAGAAAACCCAGCGUUGGUUCAUUCUCUCUCUUCUCCAUCCAGCAGACGGCGCGUUGACUCCUGUUUCCUUUUAGUUAGACGUCCAUGACAGCACUCGCCUCUCACCCUCUUCCCUCAUGCACCUCCAACGGAUAAUACUGACCUUCACGUCCCAUCUGGAAUGUUUGUGCGUUUUUCAUUGUCUUAUGUUUAAUUAAGAACAUCUUGAACCUC